Messenger RNA from Plenodomus lingam JN3, 1368 nucleotides. RefSeq lists its product as uncharacterized. The record is from RefSeq and is a predicted model, not a curated record. Lineage: Eukaryota; Fungi; Ascomycota; Dothideomycetes; Pleosporales; Leptosphaeriaceae. Gene Ontology annotation, molecular function: O-methyltransferase activity.
AUGGCAGAAAAGCAAUCUACACUUCUGGAGCUGGCCACGGAGGUCCAACAAUUGACGACACAGAUCAUCAGCGACUUGUCAGCAAAACAGGUGCCCGAACCAACUUUCGACCCUGCCUCGGGAACGAUUCCAGAGACUCCUGAGCAGAUAGCAUUACGCGCUCGUCUCAACGAUGCUGUGCGCGAUCUAUUACGCCUAGUAAACGGGCCUAGGAAUGACGCUCGUACCUUUGUAUGCUAUCUCUACGAUCUGGCAGCCUGGCAGGUGGCCUGCGAAUUCAAUUUCUUCGAAGCAAUUCCGGAAGACGGGACGGCGAGUGUUGAGGAGAUCGCAGCCAAAGCUGGGAUUGAUGAAGAUCGAGUCGGCCGCUUCUUACGGAUGCUAGCUACCGACCGUGUGUUCGAGGAAGUGGAGAAUAAUGUCUUCAAACAUACGUCCAGGAGUGUGCUAUAUCUCAAAGAUAAACAGUGGCGGGAUGUCAUGCAUUACCAAUUGGAUGAGUUUUUCAAGGCAGCUUCCAAUACUUCUGAUAGCAUUAGAGCUUCUCCUUCUGCUACGGAUGGACAGAACAAUGCCUUUGUUACUACGCACGGCCAAUCCCUGUUCAAGUACUAUCAAGACGACCCGAGACGAGCAGCUCGCUUUGCAAGUGCGAUGGCUGGUUUGUCCAGACUCGAGCGUCAUUUUGAAAAUCUCAAAGAGAGUUUCCCGUGGGGCCAGAUUACUGGACGCAAGGUCAUUGAUGUGGGAGGCGGUAACGGCCAUAUGAGUGUGCUACUUGCGCGGGAAUUCCCAAACCUGGAACUAAUCGUGCAGGACUCUCUGACGAUGCUGUCAUCCGCUUCGCAGAAUGACUUUUCAGAUCUCAACGGUCGUGUCACCUUCAUGCCUCACGACUUCUUUACCACGCAGCCAGUCUCUGGGGCAGCAGCUUAUCUUCUUCGUUAUAUUACCCAUAAUUGGAGUGACGAAGACUGUAUUCGCAUCUUCAGGGCUCUCGUGCCCGCCCUAGAAAAAAGCCCGCCUGGGACCUCGCUUUUGAUAAACGACGUCGUGCUCCCGGCGUUGGGGGAAGCCUCAAAGUACCAUGACAAUCGUAUGCGCCAGGUCGACAUUAUGAUGAUGCUCGUCUUGGGCGCAAAGCAGAGGACUGAGGAGCAGUUCCGCAGUCUUCUUUCGGAUGCAGACCCACGGCUCAAGAUCAAGGCCAUUCAUGGGAAAGGCAAUUUGAGCCUGAUUGAAGCGCAUUUGGACAGUGACCCGGUCCUGCAGGUUGAGGGCACAGCUGUGAGCAACGAGUCAGGUACAGAUUCACAAGGUGGCGUCGCUAAUGCUCGCAUCGAGAAACGGAACAGCACGCGACUUUGA